Messenger RNA from Coregonus sp. 'balchen', 5318 nucleotides. NCBI's taxonomy places the organism in Eukaryota, Metazoa, Chordata, Actinopteri, Salmoniformes, Salmonidae. The record is from the annotation of a GenBank genome assembly.
GAAGUGUCCUUCAACUUCCGGCGCCAUAUUUAAUACAUCGCAGUUUGUGAUGAUAGCUAGCAAGUUCACUGACUAUUUGCAAUCAUAUAACUUUUGAUUUUGAUCUCAAAGCAAGCCAUCAAAAUACAUCGAAAUGAACGUCAUAGAUCAUGUACGGGAUAUGGCCGCUGCGGGACUACACUCAAACGUUCGGAUAAUGAGUAGCUUACUGCUGACAAUGAGCAAUAACAAUCCGUAAGUAUUAGCUUGUUGGCUAACGUUAUUACUGAACAUCCACAUAUUAUCUAACUAGCUAGCUAUUCAUUCCGUUCGAUCAGCUUCGAAAGCAUAUAAUUCUGUACAAUUGAUCAAAACACGUGUCCUAAUGAAUGCAUGCUGAUCGUCACGAGACAAGUGGAAGUUGACAAACAAGCAAUUGUAGCAAGCUAGCUAACUAGAUCGUUUAAGAUGGGUGUAAAUGUAGUUAGCUGGAUUAAUUCAGACUAUUUGUAAAUAUAUGUUGUAUGUUGAUUGCUAUUUAUCUUGACCACUUAAAUUAGUCAGUCGAAUACUGUGCCAUUGAUGCGCGUGCCACAUCUGUUCUUGUAGAGAGCUGUUCUCACCAUCCCAGAAGUACCAGUUGCUGGUUUACCAUGCAGAUGCCAUCUUCCAUGACAAGGAGUACCGUAAUGCUGCCUGCAAGUACAACAUGGCACUGCAGCAGAAGAAAGUGCUCAGCAAAACUUCCAAAGUGCGCCCAUCUACCGGGGGAACUGCAUCCUCCAUGCAGUCACAGGUGUGUAAGGCUCCCAACUCUGUCAAUUACAACACAACUAUCUAUAUUAGCAACAAGCAUUAAUGUCAUUAAUAAAAAAUAAUGCACAUUGCAUUCGGAAAGUAUUCAGACCCCUUCACUUUUUCCACAUUUUGUUACGUUACAGCCUUAUUCUAAAAUUGUUUUCCCCCCUCAUUACCCCAUAAUGACAAAGCAAAAACAGGUUUAAAAAAAAUUUUCAUUUACAUAAGUAUUCAGACCCUUUACUCAGUACUUUGUUGAAGCACCUUUGGCAGCGAUUACAGCCUUGAGUCUUCUUGGGAAUGACACUACAAGCUUGGCACACCGGUAUUUGGGGAGUUUCUCCCAUUCUUCUCUGCAGAUCCUCUCAAGCUAUGUCAGGCACAGCUAUUUUCAGGUCUCUCCAGAGAUGUUCGAUCAGGUUCAAGUCCGGGCUCUGGCUUGGCCACUCAAGGACAUUGAGACUUGUCCCGAAGCCUCUCCUGCGUUGUCUUGGCUGUGUGCUUAGAAUCGUUGUCCUGUUGGAAGGUGAGUCCGAGGUCCUGAGUGCUCUGGAGCAGGUUUUCAUCAAGGAUCUAUCAGUACUUUGCUCCGUUCAUCUUUCCCUAAAUUCUGACUAGUUUCCCAGUCCCUGCCGCUGAAAAACAUCCCGACAGCAUGAUGCUGCCACCACCAUGCUUCACCGUAGGGAUGGUAUUGGCCAGGUGAUGAGCUGUGCCUGGUUUCCUCCAGACGUGAUGCUUGGCAUUCAGGCCAAAGAGUUCAAUCUUGGUUUCAUCAGACCAGAGAAUCUUGUUUCUCAUGGUCAGAGUCCUUUAGGUGCCUAUUGGCAAACUCCAAGCGGGCUGUCAUGUGCCUUUUACUGAGGAGUGGCUUCCAUCUGGCCACUCUACCAUAAAUGCCUGAUUGAUGGAGUGCUGCAGAGAUGGUUGUCCUUCUGAAUGGUUCUCCCAUCUCCACAGAGGAACUCUGGAGCUCUGUCAGAGUGAUCAUCUGGUUCUUUGUCACCUCCCUGACCAAGGCCCUUCUCCCCCGAUUGCUCAGUUUGUCCUGGGGCGGCCAGCUCUAGGAAGAGUCUUGGUGGUUCCAAACUUCUUCCAUUUAAGAAUGAUGGAGGCCACUGUGUUCUUAGGGACCUUCAAUGCUGGAGAAAUGUUUAGUUACCCUUUCCCAGAUCUAUGCCUCGACACAAUCCUGUCUUGGAGUUCUACGGACAAUUCCUUCGACCUCAUGGCUUGGUUUUUGCUCUGACAACUGUGGGACCUUAUAUAGACAGGUGUGUGCCUUUCCAAAUCAUGUCCAAUCAAUUUAAUUUACCACAGGUGGACUCCAAUGAAGUUGUAGAAACAUCUCAAGGAUGAUCAAUGGAAACAGGAUGCACCUGAGCUCAAUUUCAAGUCUCAUAGCAAAGGGUCUGAAUACUUAUGUAUUUAAGGUAUUUCUGUUUAUUUCUUAUACAUUUGCAAAAAUGUCUAAAAACCAGUUUUCGCUUUGUCAUUAUGGGGUAUUGUGUGUAGAUUGAUGAGGAAAACAAUGAAUUUAAUCCAUUUUAAAAUCAGGUGUUAUGUAACAAAAUGUGGAAAAAGUGAAGGGGUCUGAAUACUUUCCGAAUGCACUGUAAAUAAUUGUGCACAAUGUGCAGGAAGGAAUCACAUUGCCUUCUGAAUUGACCAAUGACAUUUAUCUUUUUUUUUCCAGAGUUUGCCCUCAGAGAUUGAGGUAAAGUAUAAGAUUGCAGAGUGCUACACCAUCCUAAAGCUGGAUAAGGAUGCCAUUGCAGUGCUUGAUGGGAUUCCAUCUAGACAGAGAACCCCAAAGGUAGGCUGCCAAGUUCGAGGUCCCCUCCUGAAAGCCCCCUCAUCUUCUCUCAAUGUCAGCUAAGCUUGCAGUGCGUCUAUGACUAUUUCAAUAAAGUAAAGCAGGCCAGAUUCUUGCGAGGAAUUUCAGAAUUGCAUAUUUGUUUAUCCUUCCUCAGAUCAACAUGAUGCUGGCAAAUCUGUACAGGAAGGCUGGGCAGGAACGCUCUGCUGUCACAAGCUACAAAGAGGUCCUGAGACAGUGUCCUCUGGCACUGGAUGCCAUCAUUGGUAUGGACUAGUGACUGGGAUGUUUCUGUAGUGCAUCACAGACAUUCCAACACCCAAUGUUAUUGUGCGCUACGUUUUGAAGGGUUCUUUUAACUCCUUGUCUGUUGUAGGUCUCUUGUCUCUGUCAGUGAAGGGAGCUGAGGUGGCGUCCAUGACUAUGGAUGUGAUCCAGAGUAUUCCCAACCUGGACUGGCUCUCUGCAUGGAUCAAAGCCUAUGCCUUCAUACAUGCAGGGGACAACCACAGAGCAAUCAACACCAUCUGGUGAGCAGACCAGUGCCUCAAACCUCCAUGGGAGCGUUAUUCAUUUCAUUAAUCAUCAUCUCUGGUAUUGUUAAGCUAGGGCUCUCAUUCUGGGUUUUUGUCUGUUCCCUGAUUCUCCUUCUCAGCUCUCUGGAGAAGAAGUCUUUACUGCGGGACAAUGUGGACCUGCUGGUGAGCCUGGCAGAUGUCUACUUCAGGGCAGGCGACACAAAGAACUCCAUCCUGAAGUUUGAGCAGGCCCAAAUGCUGGACCCUUAUCUGAUCAAAGGUACUGGACAGUAAGCAUCAGAAAAAGCCAUCACUGACCAAAUACAUACGUUUCUUAGGACUCACUAAGCCAGGCUAGUGAUGCUUAUCUAAGACAUUAACUAAUUAUUUAUAUAUAUUUAUUUAUUUAUUACUUUGACUAAUUUUCAGUUAUGUUGUCUAUAUUUGCUGUCAGGCAUGGAUGUAUAUGGCUACCUUAUGGCACGUGAGGGGCACCUGGAGGAUGUUGAGGUCCUGGGAGGAAGACUUUUCAACAUCUCAGAUCAGCAUGCAGAGCCCUGGGUCAUAUCUGGGUAAGUAAUCUUCUCAGAGACCAGAAAUAAACGUGUGAUAAGAUCCAAGUCGAUGAAAUACUAAAUUGAAUGCAGUUUUUUAUUUUUAUUAAUCUAUAAUAACAUGUUUGUAUUUUGUUAUAACAGUAAAAAAAAAAAGGCCUGUUUUUCAGUCUAUGUACACCAAAUACAUGUUCCUACCUAUCUGUUUUUGGUGGCUCAGAUGUCACAGCUUCUACAGUAAGCGUUACUCCCGGGCCCUCUACCUGGGUGCAAAGGCCAUCCAGCUGAACAGCAACAGUGUGCAGGCCCUCCUCCUGAAGGGGGCAGCACUGAGGAACAUGGGCCGAGUGCAGGAGGCCAUCAUCCACUUCAGAGAGGCCAUGCGCUUGGCGCCAUGCCGUCUGGACUGCUACGAAGGCAAGGGGACCUACUUGUUAUGAUCGCAUCAUUCUAAUGAAAAUCUGUUUUAAACUUGGUAACUGCCCCCACAUCAAACAACAUCAGAUGCAAGUUUGCUUGCAAAUUGGUUUGUGGUCCUAUAUGGCUCAGAGGGUAGAGCAUGGCGCAAGCGCCAGGGUUGUGGGUUUGAUUCCUGGAGCCAUCCAUACGCAAAAUGUAUGCACGCAUGACUGUAAGUCGCUUUGGAUAAAAGCGUCUGCUAAAUGGCAUAUAUUAUAUUAUUUGUUGCUACUAGUAUUGAGGUAGUAAUGAGACUUCUGUCCUCAGGUCUGAUUGACUGUUACCUGGCAUCCAAUGGAAUCCGAGAGGCGAUGGGGAUGGCCAAUAACAUCUAUAAGACCCUGGGAGCGAAUGCCCAGACUCUGACAAUCCUGGCCACAGUCUGCCUGGAGGAUCCUGUGACGCAGGAGAAGGCCAAAACCCUGCUGGACAAGGCGCUAGCCCAGAGGCCUGACUACACCAAGGCUGUGGUCAAGAAGGCAGAGCUGCUAAGUAUGUGGCUUGGUACCUAACCCUAUCAGCUGUUGUGAUGUAGAGAUUUAGAACCAUUGCAUCUUCGUAAAGACAUUUUUACCAGAAAUGUAAGGGAAAAGAUUUAGGAUAUUGUUUGUUAUCCUAUUUCAGGUCGGGAACAGAAAUAUGAGGAAGGGAUUGCUCUUCUCCGGAAUGCCUUAGCCAAUCAGAGUGACUGUGUGCUGCACAGAAUGCUGGGGGAUUUCCUUGUGGCGGUCAAUGAUUAUCAAGAGGCAAUGGAUCAAUACAGCAUAGCACUUAGGUAAUGUUACACCCAAGUCCAGCGUUUUAUACACCUCAUGAAACUUUCAAGCAGUGUCGCCCUUAGGCCUACCUUUUCUCAAAUAUGUAAAUGCUGUACUUUUGAUCUUGAGACUGCCCAAGUUUCUCCAUCAUCUGACACUGUUUGUCUCUCAGCCUGGACCCAAAUGACCAGAAGUCUCUGGAAGGAAUGCAGAAGAUGGAGAAGGAGGAGAGCCCUGCUGAUGCCACUGUGGAGCUGGAUGGGGAUGACAUGGAGGGCAGCGGGGAGGAUGGAGACCUGGAAGGCAGUGACAGUGAGGCAGCCCAGUGGGCAGACCAGGAGCAGUGGUUUGGCAUGCAGUGACUCGGGCCCACUGCAGCGAUCCCAGGGAGGCAGGGGGAAUAAACCACACAUUUUUACAUUUUAGUAAUUUA